GUGAUUGUUUGAAGAGCUAAGUCGGUCAUUUUAGCAGAGCAAGGAAGAAGAAAAGGAGCCAUGGCGUCUGUUUCUUACACAGAAGAUCUGACUUGUUCUAUCUGUUUGGCAAUCUUCACUGAUCCUGUAAUGCUCCUGUGUGGCCACUCUUUCUGCAGAGAAUGUAUUACAGAUGCUCUGAGCACACAGCCCCAGUGUCCACACUGUCGGUUAGCUGUCCCAAAAGAAGGGAAUUAUCUACCAACCAAUCACAUUUUGAAAAAUCUUGCUGAAAAAGAGGCCGCGAAGCUGAGGAGUGAGCCUGGAAAUAACAAAGAAGUGGUUGAGUUGUGCCUUGAACACGAGGAAAAGCUGAAGCUGUUCUGUGUCACAGAUCAGCAGUUAGCUUGUAUCAUAUGCCGAGAUGGGGAGAAGCACGAAGGACACAAGUUUAAACCCAUCAAAGAAGCAGCUGCGAGUCUGAGGAAGGAGUUGGAGGCAGGUAUGGAGAGCCUUUGUGGUGAUACACUUGCUGUAGAGAGUCAAGCCAACGUACAGAGGGAAGAAAUAAAGAAAACCAAAGAGAAGUCAAAGCAGCUGAAGACCCAGAUCUGCAGACAGUUUGAGGAAAUGCACCAGUUUCUGAGAGAGAGAGAAGAUGAGAUCAAGAAAGACCUGAAGCACAAAGAGGAGGACGCUGUCAACAAAAUGACAGAGACAUUAAAUGCUAUGGAAACUGCUUUGUCUGAGAGGAGAGAGCUGGAGGGAAAGUUGACAUCAGUUCUGGACAUGAACGACUCUGAGAUGUUUUUAAAGUGCUGGACUGAGAAUAACAGCGAGAUGACUCCUGAACAGUUAUUCAGAUCCAGAGCAGAUGAGCUCCAAGUGGUGUGUGCUUCUUUCUCUCUGGGGCCUUAUGAAAGUCACCUACAGUUCUUUAUCUGGAAGGAGAUGCUUCAGGUGAUCCAGCCCCGAGCAGAACAGCUGUCACUCAAAAGUGACAGCGGAAACAUAACAGUGUCUGAAGAUGGGAGGAAUUUGAUGUAUAGUCCCAAAAUCAUCCAAUCUCCGCAAUACAGCCUACAGUAUCGACAGGCAGGCUUUCGGCAGACAUGGGAGACAUGCCAUGUGCCAAGUUACAUUGAAGAAGUCUCAGAACGGUGUGCUGUUGCAUUCAGCACCAAUGAGUUCUCCUCAGGGCAGCAUUACUGGGAAAUAGAUGCUGGAAAAAGGAACUAUUGGAAAGUAGGGGUGAAAAAUUAUCACCUGAGCUAUAAUCAAAAAAAAUAUGAAACAUCUAGUAAAAAAAAGCUAACAUUCACAGGCAGACCUCAAAAGAUUGGGAUUUACCUUGACUGCCAAUCAAAGGAGCUGUCUUUCUAUGAUGCAGACAACAUGAUACAUAUUCACACUGAAUGCCAUAUUUCACUGCCAACGACAGCACAUUUUGAAUACAAAUUUAGUAAGGCAGCAGAUCAUUAUCCCCUAAGAGUGUGCUGGAAAAAAAAAAAUGCCAAGUCACUCAGGCUGAAAAACAGGAAAACAUCAGACAUGGCGUCUGCUUUGUACUCCGAAGAUUUGACUUGUUCUGUUUGUCUGACCAUCUUCACUGAUCCUGUGACUCUUCUCUGUGGACACUCUUUCUGCAGACAAUGCAUCACAGAUGUUCUGAGCACACAGAAGCAGUGUCCACAGUGUCAGACACAUGUUCCAAGAGAGGGGACAUGUCUUCCAACCAGCCACAUCUUGAAAAGCCUCGCUGAAAAGGCUAAAGAAGCAGAGCAGAAGAAGACAGAGCACGGACGGGAGAAAGCAGAGGUGGUUGAGUUGUGCCUUGAACACGAGGAAAAGCUGAAGCUGUUCUGCGUCACAGAUCAGCAGUUAGCUUGUAUCAUAUGUAGAGAUGGGGAGAAGCACGAAGGACACAAGUUUAAACCCAUCAAAGAAGCAGCUGCGAGUCUGAAGAAGGAGUUGGAGGCAGGUAUGGAGAGCCUUUGUGGUGAUACACUUGCUCUAGAGAGUCAAGCCAACGCACAGAGGGAAGAAAUAAAGAAAACCAAAGAGAAGUCAAAGCAGCUGAUGGCCCAGAUCUGCAGACAGUUUGAGGAAAUGCAUCAGUUUCUGAGAAAGAGAGAAGAUGAAAUCAAGAAAGACCUGAAGCACAAAGAGGAGGACGCUGUCAACAAAAUGACAGAGACAUUAAAUGCUAUGGAAACUGCUUUGUCUGAGAGGAGAGAGCUGGAGGGAAAGUUGACAUCAGUUCUGGACAUGAACGACUCUGAGAUGUUUUUAAAGUGCUGGACUGAGAAUAACAGCGAGAUGAGUCCUGAACAGUUAUUCAGAUCCAGAGCAGAUGAGCUCCAAGUGGUGAAUACUUCUCUCUCUCUGGGGCCUUAUGAAAGUCACCUACAGUUCUUUAUCUGGAAGGAGAUGCUUCAGGUGAUCCAGCCCCGAGAAGAACAGCUGUCACUCAGAAGAAACAACACAGGUAUAACGGUGUCUGAUGAUGGACGAAGUUUGUUUUGUACUCCCAACAGCAGAAACUCUCAGGCCACUGCUUCUCUUUUUGGGUCCUCUGGAAGCUUUGGUCAAAAAAAUACCUUUACUUUUGGCACAGGACUGUACACUACCUACACAAACCCUGCAUUCAGUGUCAGUGAGUUCUCUUCAGGGCAGCAUUACUGGGAGAUAGAUGUUGGUCACAGAGAUUAUUGGGAACUAGGGAUAAAUGAUUAUUUCCUGAAAUAUGAUGGCCAGAAAUAUUCUACCUGUAUUCCAGAUAUAACCACAGAGCUAUCAUAUGAAAACAGACCUCGGAAGAUUGGGAUUUACCUGAACUGCUCAUCCAAGAGGAUCUCCUUCUAUGAUGCAGACAACAUGGCACGUAUUCGCACUAUGUGCUGUGAGCUGAUGUCCAUUCCACUGUCAGCAUAUUUUAACAUUAGAUACAGAGAACCAGACCCUAAUCCUAUGACAAUGUGCUGGUACUGAAAUGUGAAAUGACGGGCCACCAGGAAAUCCUCUGACUGAUAAAUAAAAGACAUGUCAAGACAUGACAAGUCAUGAUAAACAUCCCAUGUGUCAGGUUUAAGUGCUGCAUUUGGUAAUACUUUAUUUUAUAAGCCGCAUAUUUUCCAUCCUAUUUUCUGGAAACUUUCCUCGUAAGUUCCUAAAAAAAACUGGUGCAAAUUAUAAGAAUAACAGAGAAAGAGUUACUAAAUACCUGCUCGUAGUGUUAAAGUUUUUAAGAAAAAAAACUAGGGAAGAAAACAAAACUAGGGAAUGUCAAUAUCCAUCAGAGUUUGUGAGAAAAAACCCCACAAAAACUCUUUCUCUUCAUGACUUUGAGCUGCCUUAGAUCUGCUUGGUAAUCUGUAAAUAUUCAUUUAAUUGACAGUCAUACUGCAUAUUGGUUGAAGUACAUGUUUAACUACAGUUCUCAGCUGAAUUGGACAUUUUUUAGUUUAAAUUCAACAACUCAGCAGUUAUACAGACACAUUUCUACCUAAAGUUACCGUAUAUUUUCAGAAUUUUAAGGAGCAAAAAAUAUCCAAAAAUCUGACAAAUUAAAAACAAGAAGAAGCGAUAAUUACCAAAACAAAAACAGCAUGGAGGAAUGUGAGGGAGCAGAAAAACUAAGCUCAGAAAAUCAACUUGGAACCAAAAUCCCCUAGAAAAGGGAACUAAAAGAUUAGGCAAAUUACAACAAUUUAUUUAAAGACUGACAAUGACAUUUUAAAGACAAUGUUCGUACAAGGAAACAGGGGGAUUCUGGUCUUUGUGUGACUGAUAUUUGCGUUGUAUUUAACUAAUCAAAUACAGCGU
This is a messenger RNA of Toxotes jaculatrix (banded archerfish), 3804 nucleotides long. Its product is annotated as nuclear factor 7, ovary-like. The coding region runs from base 61 to 2970 and encodes 969 amino acids. The record is from RefSeq and is a predicted model, not a curated record. The transcript is spliced from 4 exons. Gene Ontology annotation, molecular function: zinc ion binding. Lineage: Eukaryota; Metazoa; Chordata; Actinopteri; Toxotidae.